UCUGUAGAGCAGCGGAGCAGGGCUGCUGGCCUUGAAACUUAAGCUUGCCAGCAGAUCACCCAUGGCCUUAAGAGGUUCUCCCUCCACUCUGCCCCCCCUUCGCUCCCCCCCACAUCUCAUGUCUUUAUCAACACCAUGUUGAGAGUGAGUGGAGCACAUGUGGAGCCAGGGAAGAGAUGACUUAGUGGGGAAAACAUUCCAAGCAACCAUGAAGAUCGGAUGAAAUGAGGCGAGAUGGAGCCCUUCAGAGGCAGCAAGAAGGGCCCGCCCUCCUUUGCCAGCAGUGAGGAGUCUGAGGUCAAGACUUCAGAGCAUGGAGGAGCAGGAUGUGUGAUGCUUGAGCUGAAGAGAUCACCAAAGACUGAGCGCUAGAUGCACAGGGUGGGAAUAGAUGCCGUGGUUGGAUGCAGCGUGAAAGAAAAUUAACUUCAUUCGGUUAGAGGAGGACCAUUUCUGCUGCCUUGCCUUCCCUAUCAAAGGACUUUUGUGGGUCAUCCCAUGGGCCAAGUGAAUGGGUACCUAGGACCUACCCCAUCCUCCAGCCUCCUCUGUUCUGACUCCAGCAAGUGUCUACCGUAAAGGAGUGCUGUUUUGUGAAAUUGCUGCUGACAGUGACUAGGAAAAUAGGCUGGAGUUGAACCAAGCGUCCAUAGAAAAGCUAGAGGCACUCAGCCAAAGAGAUCUUGACCAACUGGCAGCUGCCUGGUCGUCAUGGCAACAAAGCACGCUAACGCCGAUUGUCGGUGGAGGCUGGCCCUGGCUUUUAAAAGAGCAAGGGGCGAUGGCGCAGAACUUGUAUGGUCCUGGAGUGCGGAUGGGCAACUGGAAUGAAGAUGUCUACCUGGAGGAGGAGCGCGUGAGACACUUCCUAGAGAAGAGGGAAAAGGGAGAACUUCUUAUUCAGAGAAACAGAAGACUGAAGAAGAACAUUUUGAGACCGAUGCAGCUUUCGGUAUCCAAAGAUGGAUAUGUCCACUAUGGCGAUAAAGUGAUCCUGGUGAAUCCUGACCACGUCCUGGGGGAGGAAGCUGGCGUGUUUAUGAGAGGUGACUUGAGCCUGUGUAUGAGCCCAGAUGAAGUUAAAGCACAACUUAGCGAUGCCUUAGAGAUACCCUGUGGUGUGAGUGCUGUGCAGACCAUCAUCCCGACGGGCAGGAACACCUUCACCAUUUUGAGUGACCGCACUGACAGCUGCGAUUUAGGCCAAGUGGUUGGAUAUGGACAAAACUUCUGCCUGGGGAUAGUAGCAGGACUUGAAGGCAAGACGCUGUAUCUAACGAGUGACCACAGGACCCUUUUGAAGUCCUCUGUGAAGUCCUGGCUCCAGGAGGUGACUCUGACGGAUGAGGUCACCCAUCUGAACUGUUGGCAGGCUGUCUUCCUUGACCCCCAGCUGCGCCUGGAGUAUGACGGCUUCCCAGUGAGGGCAAAUGAAAAAAUUGUUAUCUAUCAUCGUCACACAAACAGAGCCCUGGCGGUCCACCGGAAUCUCUUCUUAAGGACCUAUUUUGGGAAGGAAGUUGAAGUUGCAGCUCACACACAUAUGGAUUCACACAAAGCUGAAAAACCCAAGAACCACUGGAUGCUGGUUACUGGAAAUCCCAGGAACGUGUCAAACACCAUGCUAGACAUCUCCAAACCCAUCACAGAGGAUACCUGUGCUGGGGAGCAGGCCAUGGGCAUCAACACAUAGUGACAGACCAGGCAUACGAGUGGCCUCUCAUGCUCUGCUCUCAUCAACUGUAGGACUUAAAAUAGAUGAACAGUCGACUUGGUUGUUCCCCAAGCAGUUUGUCAGUAGGUGCAGAACUCCAUGAACAUGACAUUAAAGGAAAUACCACAUUAAAAUUGCUGAAUUGAUGAUGGGAGCCUAGCCCUAGGGAAUCAAUAGUGUUUGAAAAUGAAUAGUAUUUGAAAUUAAAUCAGGUUUGGUGGAGAUCCUAAUUGUGAAGAACUUAGUGGCCCCAUUCAGGGGCCUUGCUUAACAGGACCGGUGGGGCCUGUACUCCUCUCCAGAGCUGUGUUAACUCAACAUAGAGGUCAGAAGUUUA
Messenger RNA from Mastomys coucha (southern multimammate mouse), 2051 nucleotides. It is a transcript of the gene Cfap161, whose product is annotated as cilia and flagella associated protein 161. The transcript has 12 exons. The record is from RefSeq and is a predicted model, not a curated record. Gene Ontology annotation, biological process: cilium assembly. The coding region runs from base 782 to 1693 and encodes 303 amino acids. NCBI's taxonomy places the organism in Eukaryota, Metazoa, Chordata, Mammalia, Rodentia, Muridae. Gene Ontology annotation, cellular component: motile cilium.